Messenger RNA from Alligator sinensis (Chinese alligator), 2620 nucleotides. RefSeq names its product adhesion G protein-coupled receptor F2 (gene ADGRF2). Gene Ontology annotation, biological process: cell surface receptor signaling pathway; G protein-coupled receptor signaling pathway. The transcript has 8 exons. The coding region runs from base 1 to 2019 and encodes 672 amino acids. Gene Ontology annotation, cellular component: membrane. NCBI's taxonomy places the organism in Eukaryota, Metazoa, Chordata, Crocodylia, Alligatoridae. Gene Ontology annotation, molecular function: G protein-coupled receptor activity. The record is from RefSeq and is a predicted model, not a curated record.
AUGCCAGCAGGGCUGAUGCCAUUCCAUUGCCUGGUUCUUCUCUUAGCUCUUCAGUUCCUUCCAGCUGAACUUCAGAUUAAAUCAGGGGUUAUCAAUAAGGAAACAAAGAUCCGAAGUCAAGCAGGGGUAUGUACCAGUGACUGUGGAGUUAGUGGUGCCAUUUGCUCUGAACCAUGCGGCCGUCUCUUCCGCGGGGAGAGGCUCUUUAUGUGCCGGGAUGGAAAGUGGCAGAAAACCACAGAUUCCUGUGCAAACCUGGAUGUCCAGUCACUCUUUGAGAGGAUCUCUGCAGACGGAUCUGUCAGUAUUGCCGGAGGACACAUUGGAGGGAGAGAAAGCGUAAUAAAUAUGAAGCCUGGAUUUGAGAUAAAACUUCACAGCGCUACCGCACAUAGAAACAGGAGCUGCCUGGCUGACUUUUCAUGCAUAGUCCCAGAUAUCCUCUCCUCCCCAGCCAUUCCGGGAAACAUUGUGAACAUAGUGAUGCUGCUAAAGAACAUUUCCCUGAAGCUAUCCGAGGAUGUGAACAGAGCAAAAAUGCAGAGUUACAGCAAAAUAGCCAACCAUGUUCUCGACGCUUCCAUAAUUUCAAACUGGGCUUUCAUAAGGGACAAAACUGCCGGUUCCAUAUUACUGGAUUCAGUGAAUUUAUUUGCUGGGAAACUGCUUAUAAAAAGUGGAUCAGAGAGUAUACCAGAACACUUCAUGUCUACCAAGGGUUCCACCAUAAAUAAAAAGGCCCCAGGGAAGAGGUUUGACUUCUCCAUGAGGUUUAAUAACUCAAACAGCGCUAUUGCUGGGAGCGUGUUCAUUCCACAAGAAGAACUGCUGAAGAUAUCCACCCCUUCCCAUGCCGUCAGUGUUGCUUUCCCCACGCUGGGGGCCAUUAUGGAAGCCAGUCAGCUGAACGAUGUCCUUGUGAAUGGAAUGAUUUUAUCAGUAGCCCUGCCAGAGGAACUGCAGCAGAUUUCACUCACUUUUGAAAAGUUCAAUAAAUCAAAUAACGUUAUGGCUCGCUGCGUUGGGUGGCAUUCAACUGAGAGGAGGUGGGAUGAAGCCGCUUGCAAACUGAAGACUGAUGACAUGAAUAGUACCGUUUGUAUCUGCAAGCAUCGUCACCACACAUUCAAGUCCUUUUCCAUUCUCAUGUCACCCAACACAAUAAGAAAUACUGUUCUGGAUUAUAUUACAUUUGUAGGUUUGGGCAUCUCUAUCUUCAGUUUGCUCCUGUGUCUUACCAUUGAGGCUGUGGUCUGGCACCAUGUUACAAACACAACCAUAGCCAAAAUGCGCCAUAUUUGCCUUGUGAAUAUAGCUGCAUCGCUUCUGAUUGCAAAUGUUCUGUUUAUUCUGGCUGCGGUUACAUAUGAUAAAGUCAAAGACUAUGCCACCUGUGUAGCUGCCACGUUUUUUGUUCACCUUUCCUACCUCUCCCUGUUUUUUUGGAUGCUCGCUCUGGGCCUUCUGAUUCUUCAUGGAUUGUUAAUAAUUUUUCGGAAGAUGAAGAAAUCUGCAUUCAUGGCUGCAGCGUUCUCUAUUGGAUAUGGGUGUCCUUUGAUCAUAUGUGUCCUCACUGUUGCCAUUACUGAACCAAGGAAAGGCUACAUACGGGAUGGUGCCUGUUGGCUCAACUGGCAUGAUACUAAAGCCCUUCUUGCCUUUGUUAUACCUGCCCUCGUGAUUAUUGUUGUGAAUCUGAUUGUAGUGGUGGUGGUUGUGGUGAAGACUGGAAGAUUCUCCAUUAGGGAAGGUACAAGGUCGCAAGAUCUGAGCAGCGUCACCCGAACAGGCAAAAAUGUUGCACUUCUGACACCUGUGUUAGGAUUGACAUGGGGGUUUGGAUUAGCCACCAUUGUUAGAUACGACUCGCUGGGAUUCCAUGUUACAUUUGCAUUGCUCAAUGCGCUCCAGGGAUUCUUCAUCUUGCUGUUUGGGACCCUUCUAGACAGGAAGACAAGAGAAGCCCUGAGAAUGAGAUGCAUCUCAACAAAACGGAAAUGCAGUCUAACAAAGAGCUAACCUUGGACCAACGGCUCCAGUGAAGCUGCACAACAAGAGGAAGGGAAGAGCUGAAGGCACCAAUAUUGUACGAACCCACAAGAUGCUGCUGAGAAAACCCCAGCGAAAACCUGCAUGACCAUCAGAGUGUGUGCAGCAGAAAGCCUUUACCAAAGGCAGACAAGAAAAGGCCCUGCAGCGGGCGUCGGGGGACGAAGAUGGGACCGUUCUCAGGAAGUGCUGCUGCCACCCCCAGGCUGAGAGACAGUGAAACUUGGAGGUGGUUUCACACCUGAGCUCAAACAGCUGCCCGGCGGGUUUGUCUUUGCCGCUCUUUAGAGGCAUUUAUGUUUGCUUUCAUGUCGAAUGGAUUGAGAAACAUCCCAGCAGUGAGCCUGGGGGUCUGCUAGUAUGUCUCUACCCAACAUGGAGGUACUGGAAUUAUCUACAGAUGCCUGUUCAGCCAUAACUUGCUGAAAACAAACUUCACUCAGCUACCUGUGACGAAAGCAAAAGUACUGCCAGGCUUCUGCUAGUUGUAGAGAAAUAGGGCUGGCACGGAUCUUGAGAGGUCAUCUAGUCCAACCCUCAGCUCUGCUUGUGUCUAUGUUAAAAUGAUUGU